Messenger RNA from Rotaria sordida, 1935 nucleotides. The record is from the annotation of a GenBank genome assembly. NCBI's taxonomy places the organism in Eukaryota, Metazoa, Rotifera, Eurotatoria, Philodinida, Philodinidae.
AUGAAUGUUCUACAUUAUUCAUUAAGUUUAAGUGCUUGUCCAAAAUGUCAUUUAUUCAUUUGUAAACAUACAAGUCUAGCCGAUCUUGACUUGAGUGUCACUGAACAACAACAACAACAAGAACAAUCAAUUAGUGAAGACAACAAUACUCAAAUUUCUACAGAAAAUAAUCUUGAAAAUUCUUAUCAACAACGUUUAUUACAUGGAACAAAUUUUUAUAUAUUUCCAUCAACAACCAAUGAUAAUUAUCGUCAUAGUUGGACAACAUUUGGUACAAAUUCUAUUGCAAGUACAAAUACAUUUCAUAAUUUAUCAUCGAAUAAUGAAACAAUAUGUGAAAAUAUUCCAUUUGCAAAUGAAAAUAUAAUUAAUUCAUUAUUACCACCAACAAUAAAUCAAAUUGUUCGAACACAAUCGGAAAAAUUUGAUAAAAAAUUUCAAAAAUCAAUUUAUUUAACUAAAAGUUUUUCAUUUUCAACGUCAAAUAAUAGAUCAUUAUCAUUAGUUCCUUCUAUAAAACAUAAUGAUCAUUUAUUAACUAAAUCACAUUCAUACUCAAAUAGAUCUCUUUUAAUCAUUAUUAUUCUUAUUUUAUCAUUUCUUAUUACAAAUACAAUUGAUAUUGUUCUUCUUUACAUUUAUUAUCAUACAAAUUAUAUAUAUAUUAUUAGUUUUACUAGUACAAUUAUUUUAUGUGAUAUGAUCUUAUGGAUAAAUAACUUAAUUCAAUUAAAUACUGUACCAUCUUAUUUACUAUUAAUACCAUUUAGUAUACGUCCUUAUUUACUGUAUGAACUUGUUGAAUUAUUCACAAUUAUGUUUGAUAAAUAUUAUAAUAGACAAAUAUUAAAUUCAUCAUCAUCUUCAUUAUCAUCAACAACAUUCGAAACAAAUAUAUCACAUAGGACAGAUUCAUCUAUGAUACAUCAUUUAUCAUUAUAUAAAAGAAAAAAACAAAAAUUAUUUCAUUAUUUAACAUUAUUUUAUGCUAUUCAUACGGGAUUUUUAACUUUUUUUAAUAUUUAUUUUUGGUCAAAUAAUUUUCAACAAUCAACUAAAUCUUUAUUAAAUAUGAAUUAUUUUAUUCCUCAAUGGAUAUCAAAUAAUGAUUAUUUAUCAUCAACGUCAAUGACAAAUACAAUUCCUAGUUAUUCUUCAAUAGCACAAAAAAAAAGAUUUUAUAUAAUAGUAAAUUUUAAUAGUAUUUAUGAAAUACCUAAAGCAAUUUUUGUAUCUGAUCAUACCGAUAUAGAUAUAAAACAUUGGUUAUAUACUCUGAAUGUUUAUAAUCAUUGGCAAAUAUUUGAUAAUGAACAUAAGCAUUUAGCUCGUCGAACAAUGUCGUCGGAUUGGACUCAAUACUUAUUUUCCUCAUUUAAUCUAAUGUCUAUUCAUCUUCCUUCUUCACCAACAUUUAUUUUAACUAGUAUUUUCUACUAUUUAAUAAUAAAUUAUUCUCUUCUAUCAACAUUUCUUAUUCUUGAACGAUUUUCAUUUAAUAUUAUUUUAUCAAUUUUAUCGCGAUUAUUUUUAAUUAUUACACGUAUUUAUACAUUUAUCUUUCUUUUUCAUUUUAAUAAUUGGUUGUUGACAAUGAUUUUUUUCAUUGUACAUUUAACAUUAAUGAUUACUCGAUUAUUUCAUCGAUCAAAAUUUAAACAUAAACAAAAUACAAUGUUUUUACAAAUGAUAUUUUCUUUAAUAACACAUUAUUCAAUUGAUGAUAUAACAAUUAAUGCAUUGAUAUCAUUAGAAAAUCUAUCCAUAUUUCUAUAUUGUCUUUAUCUUGAAACAUUUUCUUUUAAUCAUAAUGAACUAACAUUACGUUUAAUUAUUUUUAUAUCAAUACUUAUAUCAUUACAAAUUAUUGGUUUUAUAUUUGAUAUUCUAUCAAAAAAUAUUCUUUAUCGAACUAAAACAAUAACGAUAGUAUAA